CUUUGUUAUCCGAUACUUUUCUGAGUCAGCUGGUGCUGGCGUCAGGCGGAGGGAUGGGCUGGCUCGGCUCGACCCGGCAGGGCUUGUUUACUAUGGCUGAUGAUCUCGAGCAGCAGCCUCAAGGCUGGCUGAGUAGCUGGCUGCCCGCUUGGCGCCCCACGUCUAUGUCACAGCUGAAGAAUGUGGAAGCCAGGAUCCUCCAGUGUCUCCAGAACAAGUUCCUGGCCCGAUAUGUGUCCCUCCCAAACCAGAACAAGAUCUGGACAGUGACUGUAAGCCCUGAGCUAAAGGACCGCACCCCCCUGGUGAUGGUACACGGAUUCGGGGGUGGCGUGGGCCUCUGGAUCCUCAACAUGGAUUCACUGAGUGCCCGGCGCACGCUGCACACCUUCGAUCUGCUUGGCUUUGGGCGAAGCUCAAGGCCAACAUUCCCAAGGGACCCAGAGGGAGCCGAGGACGAGUUUGUGACCUCAAUAGAGACGUGGCGGGAGACCAUGGGGAUCCCCAACAUGAUCCUCCUGGGACACAGCCUAGGAGGAUUCCUGGCCACUUCUUACUCUAUCAAGUACCCUGAGAGAGUUAAACACCUCAUCCUGGUGGACCCAUGGGGCUUUCCCCUGAGACCGAGUGACCCCAGUGAGAUCCGGGCACCCCCAACCUGGCUCAAGGCCGUGGCCUCUGUCCUAGGGCGUUCCAAUCCAUUGGCUGUUCUUCGAGUAGCUGGGCCCUGGGGGCCUGGCCUGGUUCAGCGAUUCCGGCCGGACUUCAAGCGCAAGUUUGCCGACUUUUUUGAAGAUGAUACCAUAUCAGAAUAUAUCUACCACUGCAAUGCACAGAAUCCCAGUGGUGAGACAGCAUUCAAAGCCAUGAUGGAGUCCUUUGGCUGGGCCCGGCGCCCCAUGUUGGAGCGAAUUCACUUGAUUCGAAAAGAUGUGCCCAUCACCAUGAUCUAUGGGGCCAACACCUGGAUAGAUACCAGCACGGGCAAAAAAGUAAAGAUGCAGCGGCCAGAUUCCUAUGUCCGGGACAUGGAGAUUGAGGGUGCAUCGCACCACGUCUAUGCUGACCAGCCACACAUCUUCAACGCUGUGGUGGAAGAGAUCUGCGACUCAGUUGAUUGAGCUGUUCUGCCUAGAGGAAGAGGAGAAAGCCAGAGAGAGUUGCUCUCACCUCCCUGUCUGCUUACUCACCCCUUCUGUCCUUUUCCUGACCAACUAACAUGUGCCAGCAAGGCAGAGUCUUAGCCUGUCCCCAGGGCAGGACCACAGUGAAAAAGAGCGCUCCUGAGCCCAUGCUGAGGGCUGGAGGCAGAAGCCACUAGAGGCCUUGAGCUCCCCACCCUGAGAAAGAACAUAAAGGGUUGCAUAAUGCCACUGCAUUCUCUCCAUGCCAAGUGUUAGCCUGAUGAUGAUUUUGAAGGGA
This is a messenger RNA of Loxodonta africana (African savanna elephant), 1422 nucleotides long. RefSeq names its product abhydrolase domain containing 4, N-acyl phospholipase B (gene ABHD4). Gene Ontology annotation, cellular component: mitochondrion; lipid droplet. The record is from RefSeq and is a predicted model, not a curated record. The transcript has 7 exons. Gene Ontology annotation, molecular function: lysophosphatidic acid acyltransferase activity; phosphatidylcholine lysophospholipase A1 activity. Bases 54 to 1121 code for a protein of 355 amino acids. NCBI's taxonomy places the organism in Eukaryota, Metazoa, Chordata, Mammalia, Proboscidea, Elephantidae. Gene Ontology annotation, biological process: phosphatidic acid biosynthetic process; lipid homeostasis.